AGCUCGGGAAAAUCCGACCAUGAACACUAGUAUCUAUUCUCGUGCCGAUCAGCCGAAAGUGUAACCUGUGAGCCGCAAAGUUACGUCGAACCGUCGCCGUCCGGUAAAGAACGCCGUAGUCAUUGCGACGCACUUUACACAGCCAACCACUGCUACUUCUUCCGCACACCACCCCGGCCAUGUCUGCCGCGUCGUCCUCCUCCCGGUCCGCCAUCCGCCGUCUGCUGAAGGAGCUCGAUACCUGGAAGAACACCGAGUCGGCCGGCGAACAGGGGAUUGAGCGCCUGGGGCCCGUCGGCGACGAUGAGUUGUUCAGCUGGGAGUCGGUGAUCAAUGGCCGGGGGAUUGGGCAUGGCUACGAACACGGACGCUGGCUCCUCCGCAUCACCAUCCCGCCGUCCUACCCAUUCAAGCCGCCGCAGAUCUCCUUUGCCACGCCGAUCGUGCACCCGAACGUCCACCUGCAGACGGGCGAGAUCUGCUUGGACCUGCUGAAGGACAAGUGGUCGCCGGCAUACAGCGUGCUCCAAUGCGUGCGCGAGAUCCGCAUGCUGCUGGGCAUGCCGGGCGUGGAUUCGCCCUUCAACGUGGAUGUGGCGGCGCUCUUGCGGGACGGAGACGCGCUCGGGGCGAGGAGGUUAGUGGAGUUGUGGGCGGAGGAGGAGAGGUACGAAGGAGAAUAGUAUUCGUUCCAUGAGUUGCGAGAUAGGAUCGGGGGUUCUGCCGUUUAUUUUUUUUUUUUUUGUUUCCUUUGGCCCGGGCUGGC
This is a messenger RNA of Chaetomium strumarium, 766 nucleotides long. Its product is annotated as putative ubiquitin protein. The coding region runs from base 180 to 683 and encodes 167 amino acids. Gene Ontology annotation, biological process: protein polyubiquitination. The transcript has 2 exons. The record is from RefSeq and is a predicted model, not a curated record. Gene Ontology annotation, molecular function: ubiquitin conjugating enzyme activity. NCBI's taxonomy places the organism in Eukaryota, Fungi, Ascomycota, Sordariomycetes, Sordariales, Chaetomiaceae. Gene Ontology annotation, cellular component: nucleus.